GCGCGGAGGAACCCAAAUAUAGCUGAGAAGAACGUCUCUUGUUGCGUCGUUCCCAGCCCCCUCCCCCUCUUCCAACUCUGCUUCUUCUCUCGUCCUCCGACACGAAACAGAACAAGGACUGGGUUGUGAGGCUUAGCCGAGGCGAGGGAUUUUUUUUACCGGGAGGGAAGAAAAGGGAGGACCUCAUCGAUCAUGGCAGGGCGAAGACAGCAGCAGGGGACGAAGCUCGCGGCGCACCGCCUCCUCGCGCCGCCGGCCGGGGUCGCUGCUGCCGGGUGCGACGCUGACGAGCUCGACGAGUCCGACGUCUGGGGAUGCCCCGCCGAGCCGGGCCAGGCCGAGUUCGCGAAGCCGGUGCCGUCUUCCGCGCGCAGCAGGGGGGGACACCCCAGGGUAGGAGAUCGCCCCGCCGCCGCCUCCUCCUUGCCGGUGAACAUACCGGACUGGUCCAAGAUUCUGGGCAACUGCUACGGCGGGAGCAACAGUAGCUCCAGGGACUGGUGGGAGGAGGAGGACGACGAGGACGGCGGCGUCGGCGGCAGCGUGGCGGGGCCAGUAAUCCCCCCGCACGAGCUGCUGUGCCGGAGCCGGGCGGCGUCGUUCUCUGUCCACGAGGGGGUCGGCUGCACCCUCAAGGGCCGCGAUCUCAACCGGGUUCGCAAUGCCAUCUGGGAGAAGACGGGCUUCCAGGACUGACCACUUCGUUCGACCAUGCGUGCAUGCAUGCAGUCUUAUGGUUUCAUACGUAUCACCACUUUGGAGAGAGCAAAGAGAUAGAUUGCGAAUGAGCGAGCUUUUUUGUCACCAAAACUCCCUUUCUUUUUCCUUCUCUUUUUAUAAUAUAUGGAUGUCAUCUCAUGUAUUCUUUCUUUC
Messenger RNA from Musa acuminata AAA Group (dessert banana), 873 nucleotides. RefSeq names its product protein S40-4. Lineage: Eukaryota; Viridiplantae; Streptophyta; Magnoliopsida; Zingiberales; Musaceae. The transcript has a single exon. The record is from RefSeq and is a predicted model, not a curated record. The coding region runs from base 193 to 696 and encodes 167 amino acids.